Molecule: messenger RNA, 6087 nt
Organism: Rhineura floridana
Lineage: Eukaryota; Metazoa; Chordata; Lepidosauria; Squamata; Rhineuridae
Gene: MDM4
Product: MDM4 regulator of p53
Exons: 11
Coding region: 167-1585 (472 amino acids)
Biological process (GO): negative regulation of apoptotic process; protein ubiquitination; regulation of cell cycle
Cellular component (GO): nucleus
Molecular function (GO): ubiquitin-protein transferase activity
Source: RefSeq, a predicted model, not a curated record
UGACUGAAUGGGGAAAUAAGAGGUCUGCUGCGGCUCUUCCGCCCUUGCUAAGAUGGAGGAGGCGAAGAGUCGGUGGAGGUGUUAAGGGCCCCCAGUUCUCCUCAGUGUUCUGAUAGAGUUGCUGGGGGCCAUUGAGUACAUUCAGGACAGCUACUUUACUGCCAAAAUGACAUCUUCCACCUCUACACAAUAUCCAUCAUCAGAGAGUGCCUGCAGAUCAUCACUUGAACAAGUCAAACAGGUACGACCAAAACUGGCACUCCUGAAGAUUCUGCAAGCUGCAGGUGCUCAGGGCGAAACUUUCACACUAAAGGAGAUAAUACAUUACCUUGGAGAGUAUAUUGUGCUGAAGCAGCUGUAUGACAAACAACAGCAGCACAUAGUGUAUUGUGGAGGAGACCAGUUGGGGGAUCUUCUGGGUUGUGAAAGCUUCUCUGUGAAAGACCCAAGCCCAAUUUAUGAUAUGCUGAAACGGAAUGUGACUACAUCUACUGUUACAGAUGCUGCACAGAGAGUUGCUCUCGCAAAGGAUCAAAGCGUGAAUAAUCCAAGCCAAGAUCAACUGAAGCAGAGUAGUACAGAGAGAAGCUUCAUCACUGGGCAAAAAGGCGACGAAGUUGACAUACCUGUCUUGUCUACCUCAGGGUAUAUAUGCAAGGAGGAUAAAGAUAAUCUUUCGAAAGAACAACCCACACUGGAUCUGGUGCUUGAAGAGUGGGAUGUAGCUGGUCUUCCAUGGUGGUUUUUAGGGAAUCUGAGAAACAAUUACAAGUCCAGAAGUAAUGGCUCAACAGAUAUGCAUACUAAUCAGGAUGUAGACACUGCCGUCGUUUCAGAUACUACUGAUGACUUGUGGUUCCUUAAUGAAGCUGCUUCAGAUCAGUUAGGUGUCACAAUCCCAACAAAGACAGUUGACUGUGAACAAGCUAAUGAAGAAGGAAAAGAUGAUAUCAAAACAAUGAGUGAAGUUGCAUCAUCUGGUGACUUUGAAGAUUCACAAUCCUUAAGUGAUGAUACAGACACAGAUGCGCCCUCUGAGGAUUGUUGGCAGUGCACCAAAUGCAAGAAGUUUAACUCUCCUGUCAAACGGUACUGUUUCCGCUGCUGGGCCUUACGGAAAGACUGGUUCUCUGACUGCCCCAAGCUAGUACAUUCUCUCUCCACAUCCAACAUUGCCGCAAUGCAAAAUAAAGAGGACCCAGAAGGGAUAGAUGUCCCAGACUGCCGAAGGACAGUGUCUGCUCCAAUUGUCCGGCCCCAUUACUUGUGCAGAUCAGAAAAUGAACCCAACCUGUGCCCUGGAAGCUCUAUGGAUUCCCUGGAUCUUGCAGGCACAAAACCUUUGCUGCAGUUUGGUAAGUGCAAAGAAAAGGAAGAAGAGGUGCAGUCUCUUGAGAGUAGCAAAGAAUUGCUGAAGCCUUGCCUUGUGUGCCAGAAGAGGCCACGGAAUGGGAAUAUUGUCCAUGGAAGGACAGCUCACCUAGUUGCCUGUUUCACUUGUGCAAAAAUGUUAAAAAAAGGCCGAUCCCCUUGCCCAGUGUGUAAGAAACAGAUUCAGAUGGUGAUCAAGACUUUUAUAAUAUAACCAUGCUAUUUGUCAGGGGCUGCAGGGAAAUAGCCGUCAUUCAAUGGAUAGCUACUAAAGGUAAUGCUGUAUAUCUAGAUGUAUAUUUUUUCUUACUAGAGAAAGCAAAUACAACUCAAAGGAAAUGUGAACUCAGAAGAGAAAUAUGAUGUCAAGCUAAUCAAUGUCAAUGUGCAAAACCUGAGAGCCAAAUUUCUCAACCAUUUAUACAGCAUGUUCAGUAUGUGAGCUACUUUAAUGGAUGCAAUCUAAUUGACUGGUAAAGAAUUCUUGGUUAUAACUAUGUCAGCUGACCAUGUAUUAUCCCUAAGAUGAGCAAUUCUUUGUGCAGAAUGGUGCCAGUUCUAAACUUUGGAAAUUGUAUUGCACAGUGUGUCAAACUGUUUAGAAAACUAACUUCAAAGAGUUGAUUAUUUAUAUUGUAUAAGUUAGCACCAGAGGAUGGAUAUCUAGUUUUCACAUAACCUGAGAUACCGCAGCAAGGUUUAUUCCCCAUAGAAGAUUGUGAAUAAAUGUUGGGAAAACUCAUAUAACCUAGUAAGCUUAAUCCUGGUACGAACUAGCCUAUUUUGAGGUCCAGAGUCCCAUUCAGAUGUUGCUCUAUAAAGAAGCAAUUUGUGGUUGAUGGUUGAGAUCACUCUUGUGAUUGGGAUCAUCUCUCAUGAAUGUUCAGUGGAAUAGGGUUCUAUUUUAACUGUGCAGUUGUUACCCUCAAACCAGGGGUUAAUGAUUCUUCAGUUUGGAUUUAUGUGCAUUGGCAUCUUUUUUCUGAAAUUUUACCCCAAACCAUUGGAGUAUGUGGGCAUGGGUGCUCUGUGUCUCUGCCUUUGUGUGGGAUGUUCACAACUGGAACAGGAUCUGAAUAGGGCAUAAAGAUACAGCUUAACCACAUGAUUGUUGUGUUUGGACUUGUUGCAGACUUUAAGCCCUUAAACCAACCUUUGCCAACCUGGUGCCUUCCAGAUCUGGAACUGAUGAGAGCGGUAGUCCAAAAUAUCUGGAGAACACCAGAUUGGUGAAGGUUUCCAUAGACUGUCUUUCAGUUUUUUCUAAGUUAUGGUGAAGGCAAAAAUAAUAAUCUUACACUUGUAACUUUAAAAUGUAAUUCAAAAUGUCUCAGAAAAUCUGUGUGUUACCUUCUCCCUAAUUACAGAGUUAAAGCCGGACAAUUUAAGUAGCAUUUGAAGGAUACUGUGCUUUGUUUUAUGAAUACCAACCAAGGCCCUUUGAGAAGUCAAAUCAUAUUUAGUAAGGGGCAGGUCUGUUUGUACAUCAUAAAUUAUAAUAAAGGACCACUUUUUAUAUAGCCAUAAUAAACAUUCUUCUCAAACUCAAAUUCUUGAAAAGAUGGUUGCACUGCCUAUAUCUACUAAUACAACUUAAUCCUAGUAGUCGUUUUGCCAAAGAACUUGCCAUUGCAGCUGCCUGGGGUUAAGGGUACACAGAAGAGAACAGGACUCUUUGGAGUUUCUUCUGCCUCUCCUCUUGUCUUCCUGUUCUCCAGCAAUUGUUCCUGAUCAUGUGUAUCAUGGCGUUGCCGUUGCUCCUGCCACAAUCUGGUCUCCUGUCACCUCUGUUUUCUCUCCCUUUGCACCACAUGGGAUAGGUUUUCAGGAAGGUUCAGGGCUAGAUGGAAGCAGAUUGUAUAACAGGUGGAGGGAGGCCCUUGAGAUCCUCCACACGUUGCUGGAUUACAACUCCCAUUAUCCCUGACAAUUGGCCGUGCUAGCUGGGACUGAUAAGAGUUGAUGUCCAACAGCAUCUAGAGAAUCACACAUUCCCCAUCCCUGUUGUAUAAGGAUAAAUAGCAGUGUGCACACGGAAGAUAGGAUUACCAACAUUGUUCUUGGUAUGAAGGUAAUUUAAUAUCCACAAACUCUUCUUUUUAUUUUUUUUAUUUAUAGCACUUUUAUUUUCUGCUAUAAGUUCAUGUUGGGGAGUCUUGGAGUAAGGCACCUUACACUUUAAAAACUUUUAAUACACAUCUUAGCCUCUAUUUACCCCAUUCUUUGGGGUUCCGCAAAAUUCUUCCCAGGCAUAUGCUUUCUUUGAGUCCUGGUCCAAUGUUAAAAGUGGCAUGUCUAAUGAAUGCUUUUUUGUUUUAGAAUUUGAAAUACAGCUUUAUGGAUACCAUUUGUGUUAUCACCUGGCAUUGACCUCCCUCAGGCAUGUUGCCUACCAGAAUUCCUUCCUGGUCUCUUCUAAGCCUCUUUAAAUCAAGAUAGUCCCUGAGGACAUCCUAUUUAGCUGGCCCUGAACUCUAGUUAUAGGAGGCAUUCCUUAUUCAAGAAACCUUUGCUGUUCAAAAAGAACUGUAGAUAUUCUUCCAUUGUUUUCCUCUUAAAAUGUAGUAUUUUUCCAGAUUCUCUAGUUUCUUAUAUCAGCCAGCUGCACCAUAGGUCUCUUGAGACCGGAUGCAUCCUUUCAUUAUUGAAAGCAAUGUACAGCACUGAACAGGCACUCCCUUAACAAUGUAUGUACAUUGAGUUAUGGUGGUCCAUGGCCUCCAUGAUAGGUGAGAUAUAUUUAUAAAGUUACACCAGUUUUCUCUCACCUUGCUUUCCCAAAGUCUACUUUAUUUAUAAAUAUAAGAAAAAUAAAGUAGACUUUGGGAAAGCAAGGACAGAGAAAAAUAACUGGUGUAACCUGUUUUAUCUUUAACUGUGGCAAUUAAUAAUUUCUGCUUUGGAUGCAUAGGUUGACUAGCUAAAUUUAUUAGGGAGAGGGUACCUUUUAAUGUACGAUUAGCACUAGGAACUAUACCACCUAAUCAACAUCUUUGUGGGUGAUUCUUGACUUAUCUGCCAUUUAUUCCUUUUUAUCCUUUACCUGCCAAUAAGCUGCCUUUAGUUGAUCCCAAAGAGGGAAAGCUUGAGAGAACUCAGCAGCAUAAACCUGUUUUACCCUUAAUGCUCCUGCUAGGGGGGGUCUGAAGUACCAGUGGUUUGUUUUUUUUGUCAGAUGCCAAUGCUGUAUUAUGGUGGAAUUAAUUGCAUAUAUGUGCAUAUGUGUUUGGUAAAAUUUGCUUGUGUUUCCAUGGUAUCCUGCAAAAAGUGGUAGGGUGGCAUACAUCUCUCCCAUGGGAUGAUGACUUUGCUUACAAUGUGGAAAUAACAAUUUUUUUUCACAGAGAAGAUACACACGUUCUCCUUUCACAUGGUUGUCUGGAAGUGCAAUAAGAGAAAGGGAAACCUAUGUUUCCACCAUCAGUUUUUUCUUAACUUAGUGCAUAGUUAGAUAACAUUUUCAACUUCCACAGCUAUUCCAUAGCUACGGCAAACCAGCUGUAUAUGUUUUAUGUAUAUGAUGCAUCUUUCUCAAGGGGCAUUAAGGAUAUUAGAUACCUCUUGAUAGCAGAAGAGGAAACUGUUGCCAAAUUAUUGGUUGGGUGUCUUGUGCUCAGCCUGGUCAACCUUGGGCUAUAGUCCUGAAAGCAUUUCCUCUGCAUUAUGAGCUGUUUUCCCAAUAAUUUUUUCUAACAAUUGUUUUAUUUUAGUAAGUCAGCCCUAAUUUUGGUGUGUAUACGUGUAGCCUGUUGGUGGAUUAAAAUUUAAUAAACAUCUCUCUUCAGCUGCUAAGAGUGAGCAUUUGAGAUAACCCAGUUAAACAAUGGGGACAAGAUAAGGAUAGUUUAAUCCUAAACUGAUUAGAGAGUGGACAAAAGCAUAGUGCAUAAACCUUUCAUUUAUCCUUUUUUUAAUUUGUGGUAAUAUGCAUUUUGAGACAGACGUAAGAGCCAAAGGUGUAGAGCCUUGCACAGACCACUGAUUGCUACAAAUAGUCAAUGAAGUAGACUAUAGAUACAAACUCAUUAGUUUUUCAAGGUACCACAGAAUUUUUAAAAAAUUCUAUUUUUAAAUUAUACACUGCAUUCCUAUUCUAGUUUGUCUCCUUGGCUGAAUGUGCACAAAUACGAAGCAUUCAAAAAUGCAAAAUUAAGCUGCAUCCAGUGCUUGCACUAAUGUUUUGGGAGGAGGUUAGAAAACAUUGUGUUUCUCCGAGUGGUAGAAAGCCCCUAGCAGAAGCUAACUAGGGCUGUGUACACACCAUACCCUCAAAGCACAUUAUUUCCUCCAAAGAAUCCUGGGAACUAUAGUUUACUGCUCACAGACCUACAAUUCCCAGCACCCUUAGCAAACUAUAGCUGCCAGAAUUCUUUGGGGGAAAUAAUGGUAUAUGGUGUGUACGCAGCCUAGACGGGAGGGGGAACCUUGUUGCUGAAGCUGGCCAAAAAUACAGCAGAAAGUUUGAAACAUUUUAUUUGUAUGUAUUCACAUUCUGUUCCAGAAAAGGAAGCUUGUUAAUCUUUACCUUCACUACCUUUUUCUGGAUAUAUUUCCAGGAAAAGUGAAAAUCUGUGUUGCCUGCUACAUGGUCUAAUGACAUAAUCAGAACAUGUUAGUGCUUUUUUGCACUAGAUUAAGACCCUUUUAUACAAUUAAAUUGGCAGUGCUGUGUUCUUGACUUCUUUAUGUAAAUAAAAUCUCAUAGUGGCUUGUUAA